Manihot esculenta (cassava) is the source of this 1622-nucleotide messenger RNA. Its product is annotated as ribosomal RNA small subunit methyltransferase nep-1. Gene Ontology annotation, molecular function: rRNA (pseudouridine) methyltransferase activity; rRNA binding. The record is from RefSeq and is a predicted model, not a curated record. NCBI's taxonomy places the organism in Eukaryota, Viridiplantae, Streptophyta, Magnoliopsida, Malpighiales, Euphorbiaceae. Bases 395 to 1282 code for a protein of 295 amino acids. The transcript has 8 exons. Gene Ontology annotation, biological process: rRNA base methylation. Gene Ontology annotation, cellular component: nucleolus; small-subunit processome.
ACAUAUCUCCUCAAAACUCAAAAAAGCCACGACGCACUGCCGCCCUCCUCCUCCCUUCCCAUUUGUACAUCAGCCUGUUGUGAGAAGAAGUACCGUCGUCUCCGCCGUUCCAUCACGUCCAGUCGUCGCCUGCCCACAAUCCCUCUGGUCCAGCCAUCGCCUUUUGCCGCUCGUCCUGGUCCAGCCGUCUCCUCCCGCAGUUCGUCCAUUUUGAAACGCUGCAACGUCCUUUGUCUCUGCCGCUCCGUUUGGUUCAGCCGUCCCCAUCCGCUCCCUUUGUCUCCGCCGCUCAAUUUGGUUCAGCCGUCGCCACUCAUCUGGUCGUCACCUCCGCUGCUCGUAUUCCACUGUGAACGUACUCACAGUUUAAGGCUAAUUUUCUUGGAGUGAAGAGAUGGUGCGGCCAUAUGCUAUGAAGGGGCAGAAGCGGAAGAAGAGAGAGGAGAGAUAUGAUAAGGAGGAAGACGAAGUAGAAGAGCAAUCCCUAGAAAGAGCCAAAAAACCUUUAGUAGCAGAAACAAAAACAGAAACAGAAAUGCCUACGAAAACCAGCGGGAAGGAAGAAGAAAAAGAUGAUGAAGAAGAAGAAUUAGAAGAGCAAGCACAUGUAAUGGUGGGCAUCCCAAUUACUCCAAGUGAUUCAAAAACGAAAAAGCCUGGGGUUACAUUUGUGCUUGAGAGAGCCUCUUUGGAAGUUGCUAAAGUUGGAAAGAGUUACCAGAUCUUGAAUUCUGAUGAUCAUGCAAAUUUCUUGCGGAAAAAUAACAAAAAUCCUGCUGAUUAUAGGCCUGACAUUGUUUAUCAGGCUCUUCUAUCAAUCUUAGAUAGUCCAGUAAACAAGGCUGGGAGGUUGCGAGCUGUGUAUGUGAAAACAGAUAAAGGUGUUCUUUUUGAAGUUAAACCACAUGUGCGAAUACCAAGGACAUAUAAACGAUUUUCUGGAAUUAUGCUGCAGUUGCUUCAAAAACUGAGUAUAAGUGCUGUCGGUAAGCGGGAGAAGCUUUUGCGUGUAAUCAAGAAUCCUGUGACCCAGUACCUACCUGUCAACUCUCGUAAAAUAGGGUUCUCGUAUAGCUCAGAAAAACUGGUUAAAAUGAACAAGUAUGUAGCUGCAGUCAGUGAUGAUGUGGAUCUCGUUUUUGUGGUUGGUGCAAUGGCCCAUGGAAAAAUUGAUUGUGAUUAUAUAGAUGAUUUUAUAGCAAUUUCUGGAUAUCCUCUGAGCGCUGCCUGGUGUAUCUCAAGGAUUUGUGAGGCGUUGGCUGACAAAUGGGAUGUGCUGUAAGCUGUAGGUGCUGUUUGGUUUAGCGUUUUGUGGUAGUUAUAUCACACUCCUUAUCUCUGGCUGACCAAACACGGCCUACAUCCUCUGAACUCGAACUACGCUGGUUGUUGGCUGAUGGCCAUCUCUUCCCUGGCAACGAUGAGAAGAAUUUGCAAAAAUUGAAGAUUAUCAUGAGAUGAUUUUGAGUUAAAAGUUUACGUAGUAGACUUGCAGUCUUGCAGAUGUAGGGAAAUCACAAAGGUUACCUUUUUGUAUGCAGAGGUAUUCAUGCAUGUUAUGAUUCAAUUUUUGUAAUGGAUUUCUGGCUGAAUCACUCAUUUAAGAAAAUAACUUUUUUUUU